AUGGAGGGCCCAAUCAUUGCCGAGUUCAGCAGCCUCAACGCCUUGAAUCAAAAGGCCUUUUUGCCUCCCUUCACGGAAGGCCUUCGUCCUGGACACCUCACCGAUAGGUCCUUUGAUCGGCCGCGAGGGGGUGAUGAUCUGGCAGCUCCGCACUCCCAACGGGAAAGGCUUCUGAGGGGAGAGUCGACCUACACGACCUCGAGCGGUAUCAACGAGCACUUCAUUGAGGACCAGCACGGAACUCUGUUGGCUUUGACGCACUUGCUGCCGAAAGCUUCCAGUACAGAGGAACGGGAACGGCUUUUGCGAAGACUGGAGAUGUGUGCGAAGGCCAGAGAGGAAUCGACCAAGAUCAUGAGCAUCCGGUUUGCUCAACGCGAUGCCGUGAAGCACGACAUGAAGCAAGACAGGCGUGUCUACCUGGACCGCUUGUUAGCCUCGCAGCGUGAACGAGACGAGCGCUGGGCCAGGAGAUCGGGCUGCAUAAGAGCCCCUUCGCCGUGGACCUCGUGGCGGAAGAUCAACGUAUCUCCGAGGAGAACCGCGUGCGACAGCUAG
Molecule: messenger RNA, 558 nt
Organism: Durusdinium trenchii
Lineage: Eukaryota; Dinophyceae; Suessiales; Symbiodiniaceae
Source: the annotation of a GenBank genome assembly